GGAGCAGAGUCGCCGGGACAAGGGGAGCAGUGCAGCGUGGGGCAGCGGGGGGUGGCCAGGACACCCCACAAACCAUCAUGAGCCGGCUCCUGGGCACUAUCCUGCUGCUCCUGGUGCUGCCCGAUGCUGCUGGGGGACAGGAGAGCUGUGCUGGCCUGCAGCGGGGUGAUAGUCAGAACCAUUGCUGCAAGAUGGAGGUGCUGGAGGAGCCAGGCAACUGGACCCCCAGCCCGGACUUGCCCCAGCACUGCCCAGAGCUGGGACGCUCCGGCAGGCCCGCUUGCGCCUGCCUGCGGGAGCGCUGGCUCAGGUUGCUGCAGUCAGCAGGGCCAGCACUGCGCGGGGGGCUGGCCGGGCUGAAGGUGCUGCUCCUGAACGUCAGCAGGGCUGUCACCCAAGAUGUCCUCAUCACCUUUUCCCCCACGGAGGGCCCCAGGAUGCUGAACACGAUGGAGAAGGGGAAAGCAGGCAAAAUCCAGCUCCCCAGGGAGCUAUUCAGGUCCCUGAGCAGCCAGAGAGUGCGUGUGGUGGUGAUGGUCCUCAACACCCAGCAGCUUGGCAUGUUCAAGGAGGCCAACCAGACGGGGCAGGUCCUGGAUGACACUGUGGUGGGCAUCAUGGUGGGAAAGACGAGCAUCUCGGGGCUGCAGGACCCUGUGCGGCUUACCUUUGCCCACGGGCAGCUGCCCCACGGCAUCACCCCACAAUGUGUCUUCUGGGACCCCAGCAAAGGGCAGGCAGGAGGCUGGAGAAACACCGGAUGUGUCAUGCAGCCCGGGGACAAGGGGACAGUCUGCUCCUGUGACCACCUCACCUUCUUCACCCUCCUUCUGAAUCCAGCUCUGGACAGGUCCACAGCAAAAGGCUUGAUGGCUGUUGCCACUGUGGGCUGCUGGGUGGCCAUGGUUUUCUCCAUCUUCACCAUCACCUUCUGCAUCUUCUUAAGGUGCAGGUUUAGGUCCGAGGAGACCCUCCGCAUCAACCUGGGGCUGCACAUGAACCUCGUGGGCAGCCUGCUCCUCCUCAACCUGGCCUUCCUGCUCAAUAGCAGGCUCUCCCAUGGGAGCCAGGCAGGGACCUGCAAGGUCCUGGCAGGGCUCACCCACUACUGCCUGCUCUGCUGCUUCACCUGGAUGGCACUGGAGGGCUGUCACCUCUACCUCCUCUUCGUCAAGGUCCUUGGCAUCUACAUCCGCCACUACCUAGCAAAGCUGUGCCUGGUCGGCUGGGGUGAGCACCACCAGCCUGGGUUUCCCUGCUCUCGUGGUGGGGGUGGCAGGAGCCAUUGGCAGCUACGGACCACACAGGAUCCAGACUGGGGAGCACCAGGUCAUAGCCCACCUGUGCUGGAUCACUUCCAAACAUGUCCUGGUCCACUACAUCACCAACUGCGGCUACUUUGGUCUCAUCUUUCUCUUCAACAUGGCCAUCUUCGGGGUGGUGACUUGGAAGAGCUGCUACCUGCAGGGCAUGGGGGCGGCGCAGGGGGGCCACAAGGCCUGGAAGGUGGCCCUGGUGGCGGUGGGGCUCUUCUGCCUGCUGGGAGCCACCUGGGCCCUGGCAUUCCUCACCUACAGCACCUCCUCUGCGCCCAUACUCUACCUCUUCACCAUUCUCAACUCUCUCCAAGGAAUCUUCAUAUUCAUCUGGCUGGUUGCCCUCUACUACCCGAAGACAAAGGAGGCCACUGGCUCCCUCUCCCACAUCAUCAGACAUGACAAAACCACCAUGGCCUCCUAGGUCUGACCCAGAUCUCCCUCCCUGCCUGCACGCAUGCCUGCAGGGAGCAAGCUUCCAUCCCGAGGGAUGUAGUUUCCUCGCAGAGGGCUGCAUUUACUGUGCCUCAGUUUACCCUUCAGUGGGCAUGAUCCACCUUAGCAGGGCUCUUUGCUUCGGCCCUUUCAUUCCUAGUGGCCUGCCUUGGGCAAGGAGCUCCUGAGACGUCCCUUCUGUCCAAGUCCCUCCAGGCUGCAGCUCCUCCGUGCUCUUGAAGUGCCCCUGAUCUCAUUCCCCGGGGGUCUUGCAGGGGCAAGGAGGGAGCCCCCAAACCCCCUGCCUUCCUCCAGGACAGCCUUUGGCGCUGGACCAGCCUCGUGGUGGGGGUUUCUGCUGUUGGAGGUUGACUUGCUCCAGCACAGACUGGGGAGGUUUAGGGCUGGGUAUUAGUGAAAAACAGAGAAGUCCCGUAAGCUUUUUUGAGAUACGACCCCUCCAAAGAGACCUGGGCUGAGCUCUUCGGGCAGGGAUUUGCUGUAUUUCCCUCCUGCAAAGCCCCCUCUGGGGCCAGCAAUGAUUUCUGCAAGGACCCCAUGCUUCAGCUGAGCCCCCUCGCAGGGAAACACACAUCUCCUUAUCUGUGUUUUAGUAUAAAACCUCCGCCGGCUGCCUGAGCACUGUGGAUUUAGCCUUUGAUGCUUACAAUAUCAUUUGUUAUUUACUUUUUAUUAAGGAUGUAUUGAUGGGCAAAAAUUUUGCUGGAAAUUUAUCAUCAUUCAGAAGGAAGGAAUCAGCACGGAGAGGUGCGCGCAUGGAGCAGCCCUUUCUCUGCUAAUGCUGCCUUCGUGUCACACAGAACCAUGCAAAGUCCGUCCUGGGUGCCUCUGGGGAGGGGGGAAGCAGGAGGAAGGAACCUCCCAUCCCUCUCCUGCACUCUGGGUUUCGUGAAAUCUAUUCUCUGUAAAUGAGACCAAAACGCCUCAAUCCCCCGCUCUGCACAGUGGAGAUGUCCCUUCUGCCAAAGUCUCUCCAGCUGACGCUCCCCCAUAGCCUUGAAGCGCCCUCAUCUCUGGGGCUCUGCCCCUGCCAAAACCUUGCCCAGAGUAAGGAAGAGUCUGGGCAGGAACCCGCAUUACCCUCCAGCCCCAGCCCAGAUGCAGGGCUGGCGGCAGCCAGAUCCUGCAGAGCGCAGCAGCAUGCCCCCACCUACUUUUACACAAGAGCUGCUCCUGCACCCCAGUUUUCCUGGGUAUGUGUUUUGAGUCUAGAGAGGGUCAGGAGGGGAUGAGAAGGUCCUAGGGAUGCUACAGGGAACAGAAACACCCUGAUAUGACUCAGCCUUCAAGCACCAUUUGCAUCCAACCAUUGCCGCCUUCCCAAAAUAUCCCUGCAAAGACACAGGCAAGAGCCUCUCUGCUACUGCCGUGUUUAUUUGGAAACAGAG
Messenger RNA from Egretta garzetta (little egret), 3160 nucleotides. It is a transcript of the gene ADGRG3, whose product is annotated as adhesion G protein-coupled receptor G3. Gene Ontology annotation, biological process: adenylate cyclase-activating G protein-coupled receptor signaling pathway; cell surface receptor signaling pathway. Gene Ontology annotation, molecular function: G protein-coupled receptor activity. Bases 78 to 1718 code for a protein of 546 amino acids. The record is from RefSeq and is a predicted model, not a curated record. NCBI's taxonomy places the organism in Eukaryota, Metazoa, Chordata, Aves, Pelecaniformes, Ardeidae. Gene Ontology annotation, cellular component: membrane. The transcript has 13 exons.